AGGCAUUUAUGGUAAGAUCAUUCCCCCAAAUCAAUAGAUGCCCUCUUUCUCCCAAAUCCCACGAUCGUCUUCGUCUCAUCAUACCUUUUCUCUAAUAGCUUCAUCGUUGAUCGUUCCCCAAGAACCAACAUCUGGAAUCUAUGGUUUCCUCCGUCAACUGUCUCCCAUAUUCAUUGAAUCGAGUAAGGUCGUCUCAUCAUCGACGAGUACAUUGCAAGGUGAACUUUAGGCUACCAGAUUAUCUAGAUCUGGCGUCAGACCCUUACGACUCACCGUUUGAAAUCUUGUACGAGAUAGGAUCUGAGGAAGAUCUGCUUUGUACUUAUAUUGAUAUUGAGAAACUCAGAUCCAAUUAA
Messenger RNA from Lactuca virosa, 356 nucleotides. The record is from the annotation of a GenBank genome assembly. Lineage: Eukaryota; Viridiplantae; Streptophyta; Magnoliopsida; Asterales; Asteraceae.